AUGGCCCGGCACAUGGGGCUCCUGCUGGUUUGGGUCUGCCUGUUUCGCGGUGUGGUCGGUGGUGUGGUUGGCGGUCUAUUCAACAUUCUAGAAGAAGAUGAAUUGUCAUCAACUGUGGAAACUAUAAGUCAUUUUCCAGAAAUUGAAGAUGGGGAGUGUGUCUUUCCAUUCCACUAUAAAAAUGGAACCUACUACGACUGCAUCAGGUCCAAGUCAAGACACAAGUGGUGCUCGUUAAAUGAGACUUACGAAGGAUACUGGAAGUAUUGCUCUGCUGAAGAUUUUGCAAGUUGUGUGUUUCCCUUCUGGUACAGACGCUUGAUCUACUGGGAUUGUACUGACCAUGGGGAAGCAUUUGGGAAAAAAUGGUGUUCACUGACCAAGAAUUUUAACAAGGACCGAAUUUGGAAAUACUGUGAAUGAUGGCGAGAUUUACCAGGGGAGGGGGAUGAAGACAUUUAAUCGUUCUCCUUGGAAAGAACCUAUAGUUUUUGUUGGCAGAGGAGAACCCUUUCUCAUUAGAGAGGGGUUUUUUUAUUUUUUUAUUUUUUAUUUUUCUGGGAUAUGAGUUGAAGGUGAUCUAACUAAAUCACUAGAGGUUUUUGAUUAAGGAUUAUGGGGUUUUAAUAUGGAAAUCUGUAGUUUAGCCUCAGCACUUUAAUUGCUAACUGUGUAAAAUUAGUUCCUUUUAAAAAUUAAGUCUAUGGGGUAGGCGUGGUGGCUCAUGCUUAUAAUC
This is a messenger RNA of Cercocebus atys (sooty mangabey), 736 nucleotides long. RefSeq names its product binder of sperm protein homolog 1-like. The record is from RefSeq and is a predicted model, not a curated record. Gene Ontology annotation, cellular component: cell surface. The coding region runs from base 1 to 423 and encodes 140 amino acids. NCBI's taxonomy places the organism in Eukaryota, Metazoa, Chordata, Mammalia, Primates, Cercopithecidae. Gene Ontology annotation, molecular function: heparin binding. The transcript is spliced from 5 exons.